AUGGGUUGUAAAUUGUCUCAGCUAGCGUCUUCAGAAUUUUCACACGAUCCUUUCGAGAAACCACCUCCUCCAUCCGAUCCACGGUCACCUCUAACUGCCAAGCAGCAGUACUGCAUGCUGGCCUCUUGGAAGGGAGUGUUCAGACAGGUCGAGAAAACUGGCAUUCUCUUGUUUGUUAAAUUGUUCGAAGAGAAUGAAGAGCUUCUACAUCUAUUUGAAAAGUUUCGAGAGCUGCGCACCAAGGAAGCUAUAGUCAGUUCUGCUGAAUUGGCCGAGCAUGCUACACAGGUGAUGCACACACUAGACGAGGGUAUCAAAGGGCUGGCUGAUAUGGACUCAUUCUUCACUUAUGUCAGACACGUGGGUGGCACACAUCGACAGGUGCCCGGGUUUAAAGCAGAAAACUUUAUGAAAAUCGAGCAACCUUUCCUUGAAGCAGCCAAGACAACCCUAGGAGAAAGAUACACCCCAAAUAUUGAAAAUAUAUACAAGUUGACAAUACGGUUCAUUUUGGAGAAUCUCGUCAAAGGUUACGAGGAGGCUGGGGAGGAAAAUGGAACGACUCAAAUCUGA
This is a messenger RNA of Danaus chrysippus (African queen), 573 nucleotides long. Lineage: Eukaryota; Metazoa; Arthropoda; Insecta; Lepidoptera; Nymphalidae. The record is from the annotation of a GenBank genome assembly.